Molecule: messenger RNA, 1352 nt
Organism: Branchiostoma belcheri (Belcher's lancelet)
Lineage: Eukaryota; Metazoa; Chordata; Leptocardii; Amphioxiformes; Branchiostomatidae
Product: magnesium transporter MRS2 homolog, mitochondrial-like
Exons: 10
Coding region: 16-1239 (407 amino acids)
Biological process (GO): mitochondrial magnesium ion transmembrane transport
Cellular component (GO): mitochondrial inner membrane
Molecular function (GO): magnesium ion transmembrane transporter activity
Source: RefSeq, a predicted model, not a curated record
AUCAUCAUCAUCAUCAUGGCUGCGCCCGUUGGUAUUUUUCUCUGCAGACGGAAUUUUUCCGGCACUGCGGGUUUUCCUGGUGUUGUGUUCUCUAUAUUGAGACAUAAACGGCAAGAUGACUUCGACCAGAGAUGGAAAAACACUGGUUGUUCCCGCCGGCAGUUUUGCCAUGGACACGUCCCAGAUUUCCUGCCCAAACGGCUGAGCCUAGAGCCUGAUAAGAAACUGGCAGCCAGUGCACCUAUCUUCCGUGCGGUGAAAUUCGGUGCCGAUGGAAGACAUACAAGAUUUGACAUCAGGAAGCCAGCCCUGUGCCAGGAGUUAGGUCUGCAGGUACGGGACCUGCGCUUCCAACAACAGACCAUUCUGCAGCCCAGGGACACGGCCAUCAUUAUCAGGAUGGAGGAAAUCAAGGCGAUAGUGAGCCCUGACUGUGUGUACAUCCUGGAUCCUGAGGAACCCAGAGACAAGAUUCUCUUAGGGGAACUUAAGACUCAGCUGGAGGGAGAUAACUCUUCUCCUGUAGCUCAUCUCCCACUGGAGUUCAAGGGUCUGGAGGCAAUCUUAAAUUACAGGAUCAGUAGUCUGAAGAAGGAGCUGGAUGUGUUAGAACCGGCCAUACUCCAGGUCCUGACUGAUCUGGUAGAACCUAGUUUCAUGUCUCUGGACAGGUCCAAACUCAGAGUGCUGCUACAGUAUAGAAAAAGUCUGACAGAGUUCCAGACAGAUGUGAGGGAGUAUGUAGAAGUCUUGACUGACAUCUUAGACUAUGAUGAGUCUAUAGAAGGGAUGUGUCUUACUGACAAGAUCACCAAUAACAUGUCUGACGGUAAACCAGACCACCUCCGGCAUGUGGAUGAGAUGGAGCUCCUCCUGGAGAACUGUCUGGGACGUGCAGAGGACAUCGUCAACAGGGUCGCCGAGGUCAAGGACCUGAUCGAGGACUCGGAACAGAUCAUCUUCAUGAACCUGGACAGCCACAGGAACGUGAUGAUGAGGCUGAACGUGCAGCUGACCAUGGGAACCUUCUCCAUCGCUCUGUUUGGAAUGAUGGGUACAGCCUUCGGCAUGAACCUGUUAUCUUCACUGGAGGAGGACCCAAAGGCAUUCUGGAUCAUCACAGGUGUGAUGUUUGCAGGCUGCGGGUUGCUAUGGAGACGGUUGCUAUGGUUUCUGGGAAGGGAGGUUCCACCCACUAGAAAGUGGAGCUGGAAGAAUUUCAAACCAUCUGGACAGUAAGGACAUUUUCAGUCCUGAUGAUGAGAUAAAUUAUGAUUAAAUACUACAUGUAUGUACUGGAUAGGAGGGAUAAAAUUAUACUGUUUUACUAUAAUUUGUGUGUGGACCAGGGA